GAGACGCGGAGAGUUCCCCCCACAAGCCUUCAAGGUUCACCGUUCUCCAUCUACCAUCAACACCAUCCACAAUACGGGCGCUCCACUCACCGCUACUUCAACUACCCCCAGAGAUACGGCUCGCCAUGGAGAAGCUAGUUGACCAGCUUACCGCCUUUCCCUCGUCGUUGGACCUCACCGACGCUGAGCUCUCGAAACAGGCACAGCUGCUGCUCAUCAACUACCUCUACAAGGUUCCGGCAUCCAGUCUCGCGACCGGUAUUAGCGGAACGAACCUACUAGAUCUUCUAAAUCCCGCAAUAAACAGCUUACCAUAUGUUUUCGUGCUAGCUGCGAAGCUUGAUAUGGGAGGCCGAUCUGCGCUGGAAACAAACUGGGGCUAUAUCGUGGAGUUCCUCGCAGUUCAUGAUGGGAGGCAGAUGAAGCAUACAUCCAGGGAGUUCCGACGAGUGGUGGAGGUGUUUUGCAAAUAUGCGGCGGACAUGGACAGAACCCUAUUAGCCGUCAAGCCGCUGAAGAAAGCCCUCCUCCGAUCGAACCCGUCGCAAUUCUCCUUCAUGCACCCCAUCUUCACCCGUCUUUGCUUGCAGGCCAAGUGCUACAGAGAUGCUAUUCCCGUCCUAGACAUAGACGUUUUCGAUUUCCCAUCUUCGAAGGGCAGCCGGGACGAUAAUGGAAAAGGUCCCGAAGUGAGCCACAGAGACGUGCUGGAAUACUACUUGUAUGGCGCCAUGCUGUAUAUGGGUGUCAAGAGAUGGAGGAGGGCCAUGGACUAUCUCUGCCAUGCCAUUGCUGCGCCCGGCAAUGCUUGCUCUACUAUCCAGGUGGAAGCUUACAAGAAGUUCAUCUUGGUUGGACUGCUGCUAGAUGGAAAAAUUCCCCUAGCACCUAAGUCAACCACAGGCUCUACAUUUCGCAUCCUCAAGGCCCUAACGAAACCCUACGAAAUUUUUGCCCUCGCCUUCAUAUCUGGGGAAGCCGGCCAGUUCCGCCAGGAGAUUGAAUCGACGGCGGACUACUUCAGCAACGAUGGAAACGCAGGAUUGGCGUCACAGUGCAUAGAAGCGUUCCGGCGGAUGCAGAUCGUCGCACUAAGGGACACCUAUGUCACCCUCGGAGUCUCCGAAAUCGCACAGAAGAAGCUCGACGUGACAGGACGAGGUGGUGAUGUCGGAGGAGACGAGGAGACCGAGCGAAUAAUCCUGGGAAUGAUUGAACGAGACGAGAUCUGUGCCACACUCUUGCAAUCAGGAGCAGAUGCGUCGGCGUCUCAAACUACCGUUCACUUUGACAGCAUCCCCGUCGAAGAAGAUCGCAACCUCGCCGCCCUGGAGGAACAAAUUGCCAGAAUCGUAACUCUCAACAAACAAGUGAAGCAGAUGGACAGAAAGCUUGGUCUCUCCAAGGAGUACAUACAGUUCAUUUCCAAGCAGAACAAAGGUUCUAGUGGUGGUAAUGCCACUCAGAUGUCCAUGGAUUCGGAAAUAAUGGAAAUGGACUAUGUCGCGUCGUGGGGUGACGAGGAUAUGGAGGAGACCAUGCACGACUUUGACGAUAACCUGUAGACAUCAAGUAUGGCGUGGAUAAUUACUGCUUUACAACAAGGAGUUUCUACUUCGGGUUUCUACAAGUUACAUAGUGGUUUUCUUUCCGUUUCUACUCUUUUCUUUUUGCUGCUGGGAAGCUUCAGAGCUUUUGAUGUUUUUUUUUUAACAAUAGCGAGUGACAUUUCAUGAUA
Molecule: messenger RNA, 1738 nt
Organism: Tricharina praecox
Lineage: Eukaryota; Fungi; Ascomycota; Pezizomycetes; Pezizales; Pyronemataceae
Exons: 6
Coding region: 126-1565 (479 amino acids)
Biological process (GO): ubiquitin-dependent protein catabolic process
Cellular component (GO): COP9 signalosome
Source: RefSeq, a predicted model, not a curated record